AUGGGUCUUAAGUCGUUUGUGGUCAUGUUCCGCCAGUCGGCGUCCUCUGCCGAGGUCGACAAGUAUGUCUCCGAGGUCGAGCAGCAGGGCGGUAUUAUCCAGCAACGCUACAAUGCCGACUUUUUGCGCGGCUUUGCGGCGCGCAUGCCCGAGGAGUAUGCGGAGAAGCUCGAGGCGUCCGUGCAGGGCGGCAAGCACGACUCGAUUGAAACGAUCGAGCCCAACCAGGAAAUCAGUGUCAAGUAG
Molecule: messenger RNA, 246 nt
Organism: Malassezia japonica
Lineage: Eukaryota; Fungi; Basidiomycota; Malasseziomycetes; Malasseziales; Malasseziaceae
Exons: 3
Coding region: 1-246 (81 amino acids)
Source: RefSeq, a predicted model, not a curated record